Molecule: messenger RNA, 462 nt
Organism: Suillus subaureus
Lineage: Eukaryota; Fungi; Basidiomycota; Agaricomycetes; Boletales; Suillaceae
Exons: 2
Source: RefSeq, a predicted model, not a curated record
AUGUGCCCUAACACGUGCCUUGCAUUCACAGGGCCAUAUGCUGACCUUGCUCGUUGCCCUCGAUGCGGAGAGGGUCGAUGGGAUCCCAAGAAGACUACGGCUACUCAGAAAGUAGCUCGUCAAACCUUCGACACCUUUCCAAUAGGACCGCAAUUGCAAGCCCUUUGGCGCCAUCCUGACCACGCGGAGAAGAUGCGAUGGCGUGAGGAGCGCACACAGAGCAUUCUCGAUGAGCUCAAAAUGACUGGAGGUAUCCCUGACGUCUAUGAAGACGUCUUGCACGGCAAACAAUACCUUGAUGCAUGCCAGUCUGGCAAAAUCAAGGACAGAGAUGCGGUACUCGUGCUGUCGAUUGACGGCGCUCAACUUUACGAAUCCAAACGUUCGGAUUGCUGGAUUUACAUUUGGGUCUUGUUCGACCAUUCACCAGAUGCGCGCUAUCAAAAGAAAUAUGUACUACCU